Molecule: messenger RNA, 1925 nt
Organism: Cladophialophora immunda
Lineage: Eukaryota; Fungi; Ascomycota; Eurotiomycetes; Chaetothyriales; Herpotrichiellaceae
Exons: 6
Coding region: 1007-1852 (281 amino acids)
Source: RefSeq, a predicted model, not a curated record
CUUUCUACCACGGAAAGGAGGUCUUGCAACCCUUCUGCAAACUUCGAUCUCUUCUGCUAAGCUAGACCGACAUGAGUGCUUCACAGCCUCCUCCAGCUGAUGCGACUGAUUUCACCGCCAAAGACUGGACUCGGAUUCUCAAAGCCGCCAAUAUAUUGCGAGCAUGGAAAGGACAGCAAUCAGGCGAAAGCCUCUCGGUCAGUCGCGCGCCAAGCGGAGCAAUCCGUUGGAUCGAAAAUGACGAGGCGUCCGGAUUUGCGAUAUCUGACGACAGCUACCUUGUGACAUGCGAGUCUUCGAGCAGCAUCGAAAGUGAGAUGAUCGCCAAGGCGUUUCAAGAGUCGGAAAUUCAUGCAAUGCUGUAUAUAUCUCUUCCGAGGGCCAAUGCUUCAAGAAAUUGAUGGACGCCUAGAGCCGGAGGCGCACAAGGACUCACCUUCGACUUUAGUGGCUCAUUUGACUGGUGGAAAGAACAAAUGAGGAAUCAAUCUUCCAGCUCCAGUGUCGCUACCAUUCAUGGAUUCUACAAUUUUGAUCGAGUCACGAUAGAACUCCAGCUGGAAAACUAUGAACUGUCGCAGGAUUGCAGAAAAUUUAUGGAUGACCAAAGCGUCAAUGUCAGCCGAGAUGUAAGUUCCAAAGACAUAGUGCUUCAGAAAUUCUUUACAAAGUUUGGGGCAAUGUUGGCUACCAAUGUUAUACUCGGGGAUCGUCUAUGUACCACCGAAGAGAUCAUGUUGGCAGACCAAUCGGCAAUUGAAGCGCAGAAAAAGGCAUCCAAGACAGAGGUACGGGCAACGGUCGCCGCCAUCUUCGCUGGUGUAGGUGUUGGAGGAUCUCACACCAUCGAGCGCGAAAGGGACGGGCAGAUCGCCGUCUCAGUUAGCGGGGAAAGGAUGGUAGUUUCCAUUCAAGGAGGAAACACUCUCCUUCCAUUUCCGUCAAGGUAGGGACACGACCCUGAAAUUGGUAGCAAACAAAAUUUGAACCUUUGCUGGACUUUCUGAUGAAGGUGGCGGAAGGAACUGAUCAGUAUCAAACCAUUGUCGCCUUGCAGAAACACUUUGAAUUCCGCAAGUCCGACGCUCAGAAACAGCGAUCAUCAACCCUCAGUGUCAAUAUUGAGAGCGAAUAUGAUUUCGAUGAUAAGAAGGACACGUUUAAAGUUCGAAUUUAUAUGUCACAACCAAAAAUCCUCAAAACAGUAACAUUGGUAUCAAUACCAUCGACCCAGGAAGACUUGAACCGCUGCCUUUCCCACAUAAAUCCGACAGCCGGGCUCAUGGGGAUUCUACACACCAAAGGCCUUCCACCACCCAGAGUACAUGAAUUUCGAAACAUCCUAUCACCAUUGUCAUAUACAACGGAGGUUGACAAGGUGCAUCACGCCAAUAGGCUUAAGAAGCGGAGACGGGGUUCAUUCUUCGCCCUCAGUCUCGGAGGAACGCCACUAACACCACCGACCCCAGUCUGUCUUCUUGAUGCGAACUUCCAUCUCCGGGGCGGCUUGGUUUUCGGAGAUUACUAUCACCAGAGGCAAAGCCCCGUCGAUCAAAUACAGCCGUUUCUGGAUGAUGGCAGUACAUGCCUACAAUGGUAUCAGGAGAAUACCGUAUCUGUGAAAUGGCUGAUUGACGGCGAGGUUGAAGCUCAGAACUAUGAAUGGAAGAUAAGAGCGCCGUGCACGGUGGAGGAAAUGGAACAGAUAGAGAAGGAGAAGGACGCGGAGAAGAAGAGUCUCGCCAAAUAUCAUCUUGGAGAGGGAGGGGUGGAGGAGGAGGAGAAGAAGAAGCAAAGACUUGCGGAACAGGAGCGUGCGAUGGGUGAUACGAUGUCUGGCUACGACAAUUGAACGCCACCGGCUUGAGACUAGCAUCUCAACUUCGAUUUCCAGCAGCACGUCAAUAGGUGGACAAGAAGAAAAU